Bombyx mori (domestic silkworm) is the source of this 2163-nucleotide messenger RNA. RefSeq names its product ras-related protein Rab-14 (gene Rab14). Bases 408 to 1049 code for a protein of 213 amino acids. Gene Ontology annotation, molecular function: GTPase activity; GTP binding. Gene Ontology annotation, biological process: Golgi to endosome transport; defense response to bacterium; phagosome maturation. Gene Ontology annotation, cellular component: phagocytic vesicle; recycling endosome; trans-Golgi network. The transcript has 6 exons. NCBI's taxonomy places the organism in Eukaryota, Metazoa, Arthropoda, Insecta, Lepidoptera, Bombycidae. The record is from RefSeq and is a predicted model, not a curated record.
ACUACUCAUAAUAACAACUGCAGUUUAUAUUCAGCUGGAUAUAGUUAAAUGACUUUAUUAUUGAAGCCAUCAUAAACUAGAAAUUCAAAUUGCUGCGUAAGAUAACUCGUUGGUUUUAAUAUCCUAAUAUCUCGAUAAAUUAUAUUUUAUGCAACAAAAAUUAGACAGCACGACAUUGUUUCACUUGCAAAUUUCAACACCACAAUUAAAUUAUACUAUUAGUAGGUAGGUAUCGUUACAUUCCGUUCGAAGAUUAAAUACAAUUAUGGAGUUCAUAUCAGAAAGGAAUAAUUUCAAUUACAAAAAGAUUUAUCCCCAAUGUAAUCCGAAGCUAGAAUAUAUUCAUUAGCAACAAUAUUCUACGCCUACAAUUAACAUUUUGUGAAAAAUACUAACUGUUAUUCAAGAUGACUUCAGGACCCUAUAACUACUCAUACAUAUUUAAGUAUAUUAUAAUUGGAGAUAUGGGAGUUGGUAAAUCAUGCCUCUUGCAUCAAUUCACUGAUAAAAAAUUCAUGGCUGAUUGUCCUCACACUAUUGGUGUUGAGUUUGGAACGCGUAUAAUCGAAGUUGCUGGACAAAAAAUCAAGCUACAGAUUUGGGAUACAGCUGGACAAGAAAGGUUUCGUGCUGUCACUCGAUCUUACUACAGAGGUGCAGCUGGAGCUCUUAUGGUUUAUGACAUAACAAGAAGAUCCACAUAUAAUCACCUUAGCAGCUGGCUGACAGAUACUCGUAAUCUGACUAAUCCUAGCACUGUGAUAUUUUUAAUUGGCAAUAAAUCCGAUUUAGAUGCCCAAAGAGAUGUUACUUAUGAGGAAGCUAAACAAUUUGCUGAUGAAAAUGGCUUGAUGUUUGUUGAAGCAAGUGCUAAAACAGGGCAGAAUGUCGAGGAAGCAUUUUUGGAGACCGCCAAAAAAAUAUACCAGAGCAUACAAGAUGGCCGGCUGGACUUGAACGCGGCGGAGUCGGGCGUCCAGCACAAGCCCGCGUCCCCGGGCCGCCCGCUCGCCGCGCCGCCCUCCUCGCGCGACAACUGCGCGUGCUAACUGACGACCAUCAUCACGCUUACACCGUGAGCUAUGUUAACAUUAUUUUGUUCACAACGGAAUACCUAUGAAAUAUGAUCGCGACAUCAGUGUAAUUAAGCUACCGUAAAUGUUCUCAAAUAUUUGUUCAAAGACCAUUUGUUUAUUUACACCUAGACGAUAAGUACAUCAAUGCUAAAAUAGAAGUGGAGUCUGUGUCAGCAUAUAUUACGCUGCGGCGUAAUUGUGUCGGCAAAUGAAAAAACACUACAAAAAAAAAACUGCAAUUGUACAUUAUUUGCAAUGCAACAAUGACUUAACUUACACCUGAUAUUUAUCAAAAUACCUAAUUUCGAGGCAUAUUUUAUCUGUAUUUCCUAGAAAAUAUUAUAUUAGUGUACAUUCCAUAAUAUCAUGUAUGUUUGAAGUAAUAUAUAAGCGCAGCGUUGUAAGUUUCCAAACCUAAAAUGAAAUUAAUAUUAUUUAUAAAUAAUGAAUUGUUUAUACUCAAGAAGAUAGCAAAACAUAUAGAAAAAAUAAUUUAAAACGUUCAAGUAACAAUAGAUGCACACUAUAUGUCAAAAAGCACACACCACUUUAUGGAUUUAAAAAAAAAAGUGUCAACUGUUGUAAACAUGGCGAAAACUAUUCCAUAAUAAACCAAUUGUUAUGGUUUAGUGGGAGUUCCCACUGUAAAUAUUAUCGAAAAUAUCAAAACGUGUGUGGAUUCUUAAUAAAGUGUUUGGUUCUGUUUUCGUUAAGAGCUAAUUUGAGUAUAUAAAUUAAAUUCUUAGUGAACAUAGAUUUCUUCUUGUCUACACGUAUUUAUUUAUGAUUUAAGAAGAAUUUAUUAAAUGUUGCAUUGUCACUGUCGUGUAUUUAGGUUGAUAAAAAUCUAUUAUUGUUAUAUUCUAAAAAAAAUAUACCUUUGAAAUGGUAUUGACCAUUUAAUUUUUACUAUCGAAUAAGUUACGUAAAAAAUAUUCUGAUAAAUGUUUUUAAUAUAACGGGCGUAAGGGAACCUUUCGAUUAAUGAUCCCUAAUUAUAACUGAAACAUUAUGACGCGUAGCAAUUAAACAUUGUUUCCGUUUAUGUCGAAAUAUUUCUUUUAUAUAAAUAUAUAACUGAAACAGU